Molecule: messenger RNA, 1758 nt
Organism: Chionomys nivalis (European snow vole)
Lineage: Eukaryota; Metazoa; Chordata; Mammalia; Rodentia; Cricetidae
Gene: Galnt8
Product: polypeptide N-acetylgalactosaminyltransferase 8
Exons: 11
Coding region: 1-1758 (585 amino acids)
Cellular component (GO): Golgi apparatus
Source: RefSeq, a predicted model, not a curated record
AUGGGGACCAUACACCAUUUGAUUGUGGACAGCCUCCACAAGGAGGGGCCUGCAGUGGUCCAGAGACCCUUGCACCUGGAGAAGGAUGUGCACCACUCAAGAGAAAGUCUGAAGCUGAGUAUGCAGCAACAAGGUCACGUGGGACGGGGAGCCGCUGAAUUCCACCAAGGUUGGAAGGCACUGAAAGUCAGGUUGGCGCCCAAGAGGUUCUCCCUGCCCUCAAUCUUCCAGCAAUGGGGGAAGGGACUCUCGGAGGCUCAGCAGAAAGAGGCCCGGUACUUGUUCCUGGAGUUCGGCUACAACGCGUUCCUCAGCAACCGGCUGCCUUAUAACCGAAGCAUCCCUGACACCCGCCACUCCAGGUGUCUUCAGAAGACAUACCCUGCCCAGCUCCCAUCCCUCAGCGUCAUCCUCAUAUUCAUGGAUGAAGCUCUGUCCGUCAUCCAGAGGGCUGUCACUAGCAUCAUCAGCCAGACCCCUCCUCGGCUGCUGAAGGAGAUCAUCCUGGUGGAUGACUUUAGCUCCCAUGGAGAACUGAAGGCACGACUGGAUGAGAUGAUUAAGCUUUACAACCGGAACUAUCCACUCCUACUGAAACUUAUUCGGCACACAAAGAGACAAGGUCUCGCGCAAGCCCGCAACACGGGUCUGGAAGCAGCUACCGCGGAUGUGGUUGCCAUCUUGGAUGCUCACAUUGAAGUGAACGUUGGAUGGGUUGAGCCCAUUUUGUCUCGGAUUCAGGAAGACCACACUGUGAUCGUGUCUCCUGUGUUUGACAAUAUUAAUUUCAAUACAUUCGAACUGGAAAAGUACGAACUGGCAGCAGAUGGGUUUGACUGGAAGCUGUGGUGCCAGUAUGAUCCCAUACCACAAGCCUGGAUUGAUGUGGGUGAUGUCACUGCUCCAAUGACGAGUCCGUCCAUCAUGGGCAUCAUGGCCGCCAACAGGACCUUCUUGCUGGAGAUCGGGGCUCUGGAUGGCGGGAUGCUGGGCUACGGAGGAGAGAACGUGGAGCUUAGUCUGAGGGUAUGGCAGUGUGGAGGGAAGAUCGAGAUCUUACCCUGCUCCCGGGUCGCGCACCUGGAAAGAUCCCACAAGCCCUAUGCCAUGGACCCAGCGAUUCCCCUGCGGCGGAACGCCCUGCGAGUGGCUGAAAUCUGGAUGGACAAACACAAAUACAUGGUUUACUUGGCCUGGAACAUUCCUCUCGAGAACUCUGGGAUCGACUACGGAGACAUUUCUUCCAGAAAGGCACUCCGGGAGAAACUGAAAUGCAAAACCUUUGACUGGUACCUGAAAACUAUCUACCCGCUCCUGAAGCCAAUGCCCAGCAUCGUCUGCUAUGGAAGGAUGAAAAAUUCAUUGGAUGACAGCAUUUGCUUGAACCGAGGACCUGUUCCAGGCAACUCCCUCGGAAUGGAACCAUGCCGUGAGUCCAGUGCACAGAAUGUGUACUACCUCCUUUCUGGGGAGUUCUUUGUGGGGGAACUCAUUGCAAAAGAAGACGCCCAUGAACAGUACUGCCUGAUGGACUCCGGCCUCGGGGAGGACCCCACAUUGGAGCUGUGUUUGGAGGCGGCGAAACGGGGACAGCACAUCUAUUGGGAUUUUCAGCAGGGAAAACCCAUCAGAAACAGGAAUACCGCACGGUGUCUGGAGAUCAGGAAGGACCCCUCAGGUCCCUACAGGCUUGCGUUAGUGAACUGUACCCAACAAAUAUGGAAAAUACAACAUAUAGGCAGAAACUGGGGUCACUAA